This is a messenger RNA of Colletotrichum spaethianum, 1575 nucleotides long. RefSeq lists its product as uncharacterized. The record is from RefSeq and is a predicted model, not a curated record. Bases 1 to 1575 code for a protein of 524 amino acids. Lineage: Eukaryota; Fungi; Ascomycota; Sordariomycetes; Glomerellales; Glomerellaceae. The transcript has 3 exons.
AUGGACCCCUUAAAGGAGAAGAGCAGCGGCCAUGACGCUGAAGGCAAGAGCGCCAAAGCUGGCGACGAGCUUGCUGGUUCCAGCAGUCACAACGGUGGUGGGCGUGGAAAUGCUUAUGCCAGUCCCAAUGGUGGGCGGCAGCUGAGAGCGGGUAGUCCCGACGGCGGGCGGCAGAGAAGGGAUCAAGAUGGUAACCGGGGGCUCAGUCUGGUACGGUGUCUUGGUGAUGGCAGGCGGCGAGAUAGUCACGGUGGUGCAGACGGAGCCGUUGCAAGCAGUGGUGGUGACGGGAGGCCGGGGAAUGACAAUGACACACUUCUCACAAGGAGGCGCCGGGGUAGGGCAGACGUCGCAAGUCUUGACAAUAGUGCAGUUGUCGCCGGUGCAGUCGAACUUCUUGCCGGCAUCCGCAAAGGGGCAAGUCUGGAAGGUGCAGGAGCCGUCGGCGCAGACGUACUUCUUGUUGCACAAAUCGCCAGUGCAGGCCUCGACCUUGCAGAAGUUUCCGUAGCAGGUGAUCUUCUGGUCGUACUCGGCCAUGCCAAUGGUGACGUACUUGCACUUGCCAGAGGUGCACACAAUCUUGCGGCCACAGUCGUAACCGUUGCAGGCCUCGGGGCGCCAGACACCAUCGUUGCAAACAAGGCGACGCAAGCAGUCAGGGCCGAUGCAAGUGUAGUCGAAGCCACAGAAUUCACCGUACCCAACAAUGACCUUGUAACAGUCGUCGCCGAAACAGGGAAUGUUGCCGCACUUCCCGUUGGCGCAAAGGCCGCCAGUGGGAAGCAAGCCCGUGGGGACAACGGUGGUGACGACAGUCACAGUACCGCUGACGGUGGUAGUGACAACCGAGGUGGUACUACCGGAAGCUCCAGGGACGGUGGCGUUGACGGCAGGGUUGACGUAGAUGGUGAAGCGGAUGUCGGAAGCGAUAACUCCAGGCAACUGGCGCUUGAGAAGAGGAGCAGAAGCACGGCCACCGCAGCGCUGGGCAGAGUUACCAGGGCAAGGAAUGUUGCACUGCUCCUCGGGGGCCUUGACCUCGUUGACAUCGUCGACAAAGUCGCCGCAGAAGCAGUCGUUGCCAAAGACGGCAGCGUAGCGCUUGCUGACGGUGCAAGCAGCGAUACAGCGGUCGAUGGUCAUGACCUCGGCGGACAGAGUCAGAGUGAAAGUCGGGAAGCUGGAAGGAGAUCCGAAGCAGCCAAGGGUUGGGAGACACCGAGGCAGUGGAAGAAGAAGUGGCCGACUCUGAUCACUCUGACCGUCGGGGGAGAACGCGCCGGUCGCCACGAACGGAGACUGUCCAGGAGGGACAACCUUGCAGCCCAAAGACGUGAGAAGGAGAGUCUGGUCGCCGAACUGCACGUUGAUGGCCUGGCCCGUCGCGAUGGUCCUGAUGAGGCCGAACGGCACGGUGCCGGAGUAGGCGAGGGUGCCACCCCCCGCGUAGCCGCUGGGAGGAGGAGUCGCCACGGGAGCGGCCGUGGUGGUGGUGUUGGUGAACUGUCCCAUGACACCGCCCACGAGGGCCUGGCCCACGAGGGCGCUGAAAGCGAUGCUGCGCAUGGCUAA